UUUUCCCUUGGCUGCUUUUCUGACUCUGGCAGGCUUGGAGGUGUGUACAAUGGGGAAUGAGAACUAGGAGUCCUCCUCACACAGGGCUGCUCUGCAUCAGCGCAGUAGGUAGUUUCCUGGUAGAGAUGAGGAGGCGCAGACUGUUUAUUUUCUGGGCUUGUUCCUAAACCAAGGCGGAUGGUUGGCUUGCAGUUUGUCUUUCUUUUUUCCUGUACUGAGGAAAGUCUCAGGUUCUUUGUCUGAAAGCUUUAACAUGGUUUGACUGAGGGAUGUUACUAUUCACUGAAAUGAUAUUGAAAACACAAGAUUCACCAUCAGGCACAGUCACGCGUUCGCUGGUAGUCUGAACUUGGGAUCAAAAUGAGACGGCUGUACUUGGUAGAGCCCGUUGUAGCGAUGUAUGCCUUCGCCAUGUUCAUGACCUACCCACUACUGCAACAGUACAUCUACAGGCGGCUGUGGGAGCAGCUCACUGACUCCCCCUACACCAGCAGUCUGAACUUCUCUCACUGUGAAGACAACAAUAGCAACCUGAGCCGACAGCAUGAGGCGGUGCAGAAGGAGGCAUCGCUGUUCUUCCUGUACAGCGAGCUCUGUUUCCUGUUCCCCAGUCUGGUCAUGUCCUUGCUGCUGGUCUCCCUCAGCGACCACUGCGGCCGUAAGGUGGCCAUCAUCACCCCGCUGGUGGGGGACUUCCUCUUCUCCCUCUCCUACUUCCUGGUCAGCCGCUACUCGCUGAGCCUGAAGCUGGUCCUGGCGGCGUCCUUCCUGGCGGGGACGAUGGGGGGGCCCACGGCGCUGAUCGGAGGCUCCUUCGCGUACGUGGCGGACCUCUGCGGCAGCGGGCGGAAGACGGUGCGCAUGGCGGGGCUGGACAUGCUGCUGGGCGUCCUCUCCGGGCUGGCCUCCCUGUCCACGGGCUUCUUCAUCCGCACGGCCGGGUUCAGCUGGCCCUUCUUCACCGCCGCCCUCCUGCACCUCCUCAACCUGGCCUACGCCUCCUGCCUCCUGGCCGAGACGGUGGAGGCGCCGGCGAGCCCGGCGGCCGAGGAGGACGGGGGCUGGCGGUCCAAGCGGGAGGCCCUGAGGGCGCGCUUCCAGGGCGUGUACCUCCUCUUCGCGGCCUCCACGCGCAGGAGGAACACCCUGCUGCUGCUGACCCUGCUGGCCUUCGCCUUCUACAAGGUGGCCAAGAUGGGCGGCAUGUCCAUCUUCAUCCUGUACGAGCUCAACACCCCGCUGUGCUGGACCGAGGUCCUGGUGGGCUACGGCUCCGGCCUGUCUGCCGCCAUGUACGUGGGCAGCUUCGUGGGGGUCUACGUCCUGUCGCGCUGCCUGCGCGACGCGCACAUCGCCCUCCUGGGGCUGCUCUCCGUCGCCAUCGGGAUGGGCAUGGCCGCCUUCACCAAGACCACCCUGAUGAUGUUCCUGGUGCGGGUGCCCCUGCUCUUCUCCAUCAUGCCUGCACCUGUGCUGCGAUCUAUGAUGUCCAAGAUAGUCCUGAACUCUGAGCAAGGUGCCUUAUUCGCUUGUGUGGCUUUUGUGGAGAUGCUGAGUGUGGGCGUGGCCUUCACGGUGUUCACCAGCACCUACGCCUCCAGCGUCUCCUGGUUCCCUGGCUUCAGCUUCCUGCUGGCCUCCGGCCUGACGCUCAUCCCCAUGGCUCUGACUGGCUCGGUUCUGUGCCUGCGUUUGGACGUGGACGGCGAAACUAAGGCCCUGACCGGAGAGGACGAGGCUGAAGCUCCCGGAGAAACACUGCAAAUGCCCAGCUGGGAUGUGAGCUAGGGUGGCAACCCCCCUCACUGUCCAUCCUUGGUCUGCUUUAAGGCCCAGAAACACAGCUUGGAGACAUGCCUUCACCUAGGGCAGUCAGCGAAAGAACUGGGGAGUCUGGGAAUGGACUGAAAUCCCGGAUGACGUAACAUCCGCAGUGCCUUAUUUCAGUACACUGGAAUGAUCUGUAUGGUUAAACUAUUGUAUAAAUGCUAAAUUUAUAAAGGAGUAAAUUGA
Messenger RNA from Anguilla anguilla (European eel), 2013 nucleotides. Its product is annotated as solute carrier family 46 member 3. Gene Ontology annotation, molecular function: transmembrane transporter activity. Gene Ontology annotation, cellular component: lysosomal membrane. The coding region runs from base 361 to 1788 and encodes 475 amino acids. The transcript is spliced from 6 exons. The record is from RefSeq and is a predicted model, not a curated record. NCBI's taxonomy places the organism in Eukaryota, Metazoa, Chordata, Actinopteri, Anguilliformes, Anguillidae. Gene Ontology annotation, biological process: vacuolar transmembrane transport.